AUGGCCCAGUGGGGCCGCGCGCAGGUACCGGCGGGACCCCCCGGCACCGGCACCCCCGUACCCCCCGCGGGACCCCGGGCCCGGCCGCCCCUCACCGCCCUCUUCCCCCCACAGCAGGACCCCGAGUGGGCGCCCGAGGCCUGGCAGAGCGCGGGCCCCGAUCCCGGCGCGGGCCCCGGCGGGACGGCUCCGGCGGGGCUGUCGCUGCGGGCGGUGGCGGUGGCGGAGCGGCGGCUGGAGCGGAGCGUGGAGGCGGCGGAGCGGCGGCUGGAGCGGCUGGAGCGGCGCGUGGCGGGGCUGGAGCGCACGGUGCGGGCCGGCGGGGCCCGGCUGGCCGCGCUCCUCAGGGACAACUCCCGCCGCCUCCGCCGCAUCCAGCGCCAGCUCCGCCGCUGCCGCUGCGGGGGCAACCGCACCGGCACCGGGACCGGCACCGGGACCGCCCGGGAGCGGACACAGGUGCCAGCGGCGGGCGAGGCUGAGGAGGCCACUCUGCUGGAGCAGGAGCUGGGGAGCGUGGGCAACCAGGAGCUCCGUGGGAUUGCCAGGAAGGGGAACUACGAGGCCAUGGUCCCUCCCGGGCCCGAGGAUGCUGGUUCCAAACCUGCACUGCUGCCACCAGCCGAGGACAGGGAGGAUCCAGGGAGCCCUGGGCUGCUGGAGAAGGGAGCGGUGCCAGGACAGCUUGGUGACAGUGAGAUGAUCGUGAUCAAGACGGAAGAGCAGCAGCCGCAGGAGGAUGGAGCCGAGCUCCUGGCGCUGCCGAUGGUGCCCGCGGUCAGGCUGGACGAGGAGGUUCCCCUCAGCCAGGAGCAGCCGGUUUCCUGGGAGAGCCACGGCGUGGCCGGGCCGAAGGCGGCCGGAGAGGGCUUGGGGGAAUUCUGCCUGGGGGAAUUCAAGCCGGUGGUGGUGCCGGUGGAGGCUCACCCUGCCCCGGGGCUGCCCUUCCCAACGGAGCACGCGCUGGGCGCGGGCACGGAGCAGCCGUUCGCGCUCGCCCAGGGAAUGCCGCUGGGAGAAGACCCCGCGGCCGAGGUGGCGUCGCCGCGGCCCGGCUGGGAGCAGCCGAGUGCCCAGGACGAUCCCCGGGCGCUGCCGCCGGGCUGGAAGAGCGUCCGGCUGACGCGGAACCUCCUGGCCCGGCAGCAGAGCCGGGAGAGGAAGAGCAACGGCUCCUUCAUCUGCACAUCCUGCGGGAAGAGCCUGGCCCACCACGCCGCGCUGCUGCGGCACCAGCGCCUGCACACGGGCGAGCGGCCCUUCCAGUGCCCGGCCUGCGGCAAGAGCUUCAACGAAAAGUCCAACCUCAACAAGCACUACCGGAUCCACACCGGGGAGCGGCCGUACCGCUGCCCCGCCUGCGGCAAGGGCUUCGUGCAGAAGCACCACCUGCAGAAGCACCAGCGCAUCCACGGGCCGCAACUCCGCAGCGCCUGGCCGGGCCGGCCGGCGCGGGGCAGCACCGCCGGGGAGCGGCUCUACCGCUGCAUCGAGUGCGCUGAGAGCUUCCCCCAGAAAGCGUCGCUGGAGGAGCACCAGCGCCGGCACACGCAGCAGCGCCCCUUCCAGUGCCACGGCUGCACCAAGAGCUUCCGGCACCGGCAGUCGCUGAACCACCACCAGAAGGUGCACGCCGUGGCCGCCUCUCCGGCCGGCAGCUUGCCGGGACACGAGCCGGAGCUGGAGCCCUGCGAGGCUCUGAGCCAGGACAAUCGGUAGCCAGAGGGCUGGAGAAGGCGAGGAACAGCGGUUCUUCAGCGAGGAACACACCGGGCAGCUGGGGCUUGUGGCAGCACCGGGAGUUUGUGCACGAUGCUGUGGGACUUGUGGCACCACCUGGGUCUCGGGAGGAGGAGGAGGGAGCCUGCUGGGCUGUUCGGCGUGGAAGAGCUCAGGGUGGGAUGGGACUGGCCCCGAGGCAGCAGAGGAGGGUCAGUGACUGUUGCUGACCCGGUGGUGCCGCUGCCCCGUGGAUUCAGCAGAGAGUGACUGUGUCAGAUCCCAUGGUGGAACUCGGGUUGUUUGAACACCACCACUGUGCAGGGAGGGGGGCUGGGAGUGCUCAGUGGCCUGGGGGCAGCUGAUAGCCCCGGGAAGGCUGUGCUGGCUGGGUGGCCGGACCAGAGAAUCAGAUAAAAGACUGAGCUGACUGGUC
Serinus canaria (Common canary) is the source of this 2155-nucleotide messenger RNA. RefSeq names its product zinc finger protein 777-like. The transcript has 4 exons. The record is from RefSeq and is a predicted model, not a curated record. NCBI's taxonomy places the organism in Eukaryota, Metazoa, Chordata, Aves, Passeriformes, Fringillidae. The coding region runs from base 1 to 1719 and encodes 572 amino acids.